GGCACACCACCGACCACAUCCACAUCAGUAUUCCGAAGUCGGAUUUGAAAACCCUCACGAAACUUAUUUAAAACCCGGUGAAAUACAACUUGGACACAUUCUGGAGACGAGACAGGUGAAUCAGCAUGAGUGGAAAGCGGAUAGUUUGCCUCCUGACCAGUGUCCUGAUCCUGGCCAGCCUGCAAGUGGCGGCGGCAACGGAAACGGACAACAAAACCAGUGAAUUCGUGGCCACCAAGGAAUGGCAGGUGAUUGCGGAAGGUCAAGCCAUUCCCAAGGGCCUCCACGUGCGCAUCAACAUGCAGACCGGACUCAAGGAGGCCAAACUGCUGGACGAAAGCGAACGUGGCACUGCGCUGCAGAGUCAACCGGCGGAUCAGAAGACCCAGGAUCAGGAUGACAACGAACCCCUGGCCCUGGACUACAAGCCGGACAUCAUCGAGGAGUCGCUGCGUCGGGUCAAGGAGCAGGAGAAGAGCUACGCGGAGCUGCGCAAGGCCUACAAGGAGUUCCAGAAGAACUUUCGCACGGACGGGGAGCUGAUUGUUCAGCUGAUCGAUCAGUACCGGAACUUCAGCAAGACGCCGCUGGAGUCGGAGAUGCGCUCCAAGCUGGAGUGUCUGGAGAACCUGGAGUACUUGCUGCACCAGAUCGACAAUGCCCUGAUGUUCAUCGAUAAUGGCGGGCUGGACGACGUCCUCCUGCCCAUUGUGGUCAACGAUACGAACACCUCGCUGAGGGUCUCGGCCAUGCGGGUGCUGGGCUCCCUGGCGAGCAACAAUCCCAAGGCCCAGAUCAAGGUGUUCGAGAAGAACUUUGGCUCGCAUCUGGCCCAGAUCCUGACCAGCUCCGGGAACGCUGCAGAGAUCUCUGCUGCACUUCAUGCUUUUGGAGCUCUGUUGCGGAAGUUUCCGCUAGCCCAGCAGCGAGUGCUGUCCACUUCGGGCACACAGGCUCUGAUAAAGGUACUGCAAAGUCCAGAUGUGGAGCUGCGAAGCAAGGCCAAAGUGGUGACCCUCAUCAGUGACCUGGUACUGGAGAAGCGGUCCGUGCUGGAGGCUAGCAAAGAUGCGCCCGAAGCGGCCUCCACGAUGGCGCAAUAUGUGCUCCUGGAGUUCGAACCCUGGCUACAAACGCAGGGCUACUGUGCGGCUGUGGACAGUGUCCUGACCAAGGACUUCCUGCAUCUUCUAGAGCAACCCGAGGUGGUGGAACAGUUCGCCAUUGCCCUGGAGACCACCGAGAAUCUGUGUCUUGCCUCCUGGUCACAAAGUGCGGGUCUCAGACACGCCCUGCUCACGGUUCGCAACCGAUAUGCCAACACCGAGGACGAGUACCGACUGGAGGUGUCCCAGAUCCUGGCCAAGCUGUGCGAGAGAUUGUUCAACAAGCCGAAACACACCGAACUGUAAUCCUAGCCAAUUACCUUGUAAAAGUUUUAGUUAAUUGUAAGCAGAGUUUGAAUGUAAUUCAUAGCCAAGCCACAGAUCCCACAUGUUCAGGCUAAGUGAAUAUGAUAACUAAGUUGCCAAGUACUUGUGAUGCGAAAAUAAUGCUCCUUUUGCGAAAAGUGUACACUUUGUCAUUAUUAUAAGAAGCUACUUAUAUGUAUGGUUUCGAUCAGCAAUUUAGAUUCGGUAAUAAACCUUAAUUUAUUUUUUAAACAGAGGCUGAAGAAUAGAAAUGCCAAUUCUAAACUAAGAUCUCAUUUUUAAAACAGUCUACUUUCUUAGCUCGAAAUUUUUCCUUAUCUGAAAGAUAUAUUUGUUUUAAAAUUGGCCUACUUUAGAGAGACAUUUUUAUGGUUUCUAAAUACCUUUGCUUAAGUUAAUAUAGAACUUAGGUUUAUCUUUAAAUUGUAUUUUAAUUUGUCCAUACCUAUCUAAGAAAAUUCUUUCUUUUAAGAACUUGCAGAGUUGAGACCCCGAAAUAGACUGGCCAACUAGGGAGUAUCUUCCUUACACGAUAAAUAAUCCCACGAUUCCCAGUGUUCUCUAAACAUUGUUAUUUCUGUGUACAUAUAUAUGUCAAAUAAAAAGCAAUAUAAAGUUAAUAAACUUUUCUCAAAAGUCAUAAUAGUUAUAUCAAAAA
Molecule: messenger RNA, 2091 nt
Organism: Drosophila biarmipes
Lineage: Eukaryota; Metazoa; Arthropoda; Insecta; Diptera; Drosophilidae
Gene: Sil1
Product: nucleotide exchange factor Sil1
Exons: 2
Coding region: 126-1412 (428 amino acids)
Source: RefSeq, a predicted model, not a curated record